This is a messenger RNA of Acanthochromis polyacanthus (spiny chromis), 2093 nucleotides long. RefSeq names its product opsin 4.1 (gene opn4.1). The transcript has a single exon. Gene Ontology annotation, biological process: G protein-coupled receptor signaling pathway; visual perception. The coding region runs from base 1 to 1398 and encodes 465 amino acids. The record is from RefSeq and is a predicted model, not a curated record. Gene Ontology annotation, cellular component: membrane. Gene Ontology annotation, molecular function: G protein-coupled receptor activity. Lineage: Eukaryota; Metazoa; Chordata; Actinopteri; Pomacentridae.
AUGAGCCUUGUCCAUGCCAGCAGGACUCCGUCUCUCUGCUCUCUGGGAGGAAACUGCAGCGCUGAUGGUCUCCACAUCAGGACGUCUCAGCCGGUCCACCUGCUUAUCCACCCCCCCACACACAGCUCCUACCUGCAGCCUCAUCUGUUCCCCACCGUGGACGUCCCUGACCACGCCCACUACAUCAUCGGCUCUGUUAUCCUGUUGGUCGGGGUGACGGGCAUGCUGGGGAACGCUCUGGUCAUCUAUGUGUUCUGCUGCAGCCGGACACUGCGGUCGCCUAGCAACCUGCUGGUGGUCAACCUGGCAGUUGCCGACUUCCUGAUGUCUCUGACUCAGUCUCCGGUGUUCUUCGUGGCCAGCCUGCACCGCCGCUGGGUGUUUGGAGAGCUGGCCUGUGAGCUCUACGCCUUCUGCGGCGCUCUGUUCGGCAUCGCGUCCAUGAUGACGCUGACGGCCAUCGCGGCGGACCGCUGCCUCGCCAUCACACGGCCACUGGCGCUGCUGGGCGGGGCAAGUCGGCGGCGGGUGCUGGUGGUGGUGGCGGGGGUGUGGCUGUACUCACUGGGCUGGAGUCUGCCGCCAUUCUUCGGGUGGAGCGCCUACGUCCCUGAAGGCUUGCAGACGUCCUGCAGCUGGGACUACAUGAGCUUUACGGCCGCUGUGCGCGCCUACACAGUCUUGCUGUUUACCUUCGUCUUCUUCCUGCCACUCGCCGUCAUCGCCGGCUGUUACCUGGCCAUCUUCCGGGCGGUGCAGCGAGCGAGCCGAGAGGUGGAGCGGCUGAGCGGUGGAGAGACCAACAGGGCAUAUCAGCGUCUGCGAGGCGAGUGGCGGCUGGCCAAAGUGGCUCUAGGAGUCAUUCUCCUGUUCGUGGUGUCCUGGUCGCCGUAUUCUGCUGUGGCUCUGACCGCCACCGCCGGCUACGCCCACCUGCUGACUCCAUACAUGAACUCUGUUCCUGCCGUCAUCGCCAAGGCCUCCGCCAUCCACAACCCUAUCAUCUACGCCAUCACGCACCCCAAGUAUCGCGCUGCCAUCGGCCGCCACGUGCCGCUGCUGCGCGUCGUGUUGCAGCUGCAGGAGAAGGACCUGCGCUCGUCCCUCAGCUCCAGCGCUGCGUCGUCUCGCCGUACGACACUCAGCGGCUCACCGGGGGUCCGCCUCGCCUCUGUCCGGACCGACGGCCGCUGGGGGAGGAGCCGACUGUCCUCGGCAUCCGACAGCGAGUCCUGCUGGACAGAGAGCGAAGCUGACGGGUCCAGUGCCGGAUCAGCCACCUUCAGCCGGCAGCCGUCCGCUGACGUCAGUUCUGAGCCAACAAGCUCCGCCCCUUCCUCCCAGCAGCCUGAUGGAGGCGCCAUGACGGAGACUAAAGCUCUGCUGCUCCCUCUCUGACAACUGCUGCUCACCUGGCCCCGCCCCCAUCACAUGACCCGCUCUCAUGCACGUGGCCCCGCCCCCUACCGCUGCAGCACUAAAGAAGAAGAAAGAAGCAUUUGAUUGGAUGGAGAGAAAACAGCUGGUGAUGACAUCAGUGCUGAUCCUGAACACGAAGCUGGAGCUCAGACCCUCUUUAGAGUUACUGAUUGAUUAUUGGCACGAAUCAGCAUCAACAGCAGCUGAUUUAUGAAACAGAGAUGAAGACUGAUCGAUGUAUUGAUUAAUUGAUUUCUUUCUUUUUGUUAAUGAAGUUCAGAACAAACUUUGUUUUUCUCCUUCUGAUGUUUGAAGUAAAGUUUUUUCAGUUAGGAUUAAAUACUGAUGGACUUAUUAGCAGGUAUUUAUAAUUUAUUGAUAAUCUAUUGAUGAGUUUGUGAUUAUUGAUGAGUUUCUGAUUUAUUGAUAAUUUGUGAUUACUGACCAGCCUGCAGCUCAUGUGAAUGUUGAUUAAUGAUCCUCUCAUCUCGUUUCCCGGUGAACGAGUCCUGAGAGUCGGACUGAUCGAAACCUGAUCGAACGUAUUGAUCGGUGUCUGUGUGUGGGCUGAGCUCUGCUGCCCCCUGCUGCUCACAUUUAUCCCCCUGCAGCUUUAAUCUCAGCCAUACGUUGUUCAUGUGAAGCAGCUGUGAAUAAAGUUUGAGUGGAUUGAA